Messenger RNA from Ustilago hordei, 1152 nucleotides. RefSeq lists its product as uncharacterized. Lineage: Eukaryota; Fungi; Basidiomycota; Ustilaginomycetes; Ustilaginales; Ustilaginaceae. The record is from RefSeq and is a predicted model, not a curated record. The coding region runs from base 1 to 1152 and encodes 383 amino acids. The transcript has a single exon.
AUGCUGCAACCAGCAGCGAUCACGUCGCUUCUCAACCAGCUUAUCAACGACUCCAACCACAAUACCGACACGGUACGACCUCACACUGCCAUCCUAACGCUUCUCGAAUCAUCCGAACUCUAUGCAGUCGCUACACGUCUUGUCCAUUCUCCUCCGCCCAGAUCUGCUGUAGCUUCUAUUCUGGCAAGUACUGCUGCAGCUACUGGUACCGCUCCUCCGCCCGCUUCCGCUCACAACGGGAUAUGUUUAGGGAAUUCAGCGCCUUUAACGUUGGAUGAGAGGGCGGCAUGCUUGAGUGCGAUGGCUGUUGCUGCUUGGCGCCAAGCUACCGAGGACAGCCCGCAAAGGAAAGGAAGCAGGGGAGCAAGCAACGUCCUUAUCGCUGGAACUUGGGUCGGUCUUGCAAAACAUACUGUGACAGGAAUGGCAAGCAGCAAAGGGAGCAGUCCAGAACUCGUACCCUUGUUGCUGGAGAGUGAUUUGGGCAGGAUGCUGGUUAUGCCGAUCGUUCCGGCUGCUCCGACGCUAAACCAAUCCAGGAGUGAGAUGGCGGCGAUGGAGGGAGAGCAUGGCGAUGAAUCGCAGGCCUACUCUGGGAUGGAUCAACAGAAAGCGUUUAUGUUGCUCACCCUAAACGCCUCGCUUGACCCUGCUCCGGUGCAACAACUGCCCAAGAGUGCUUCAACACCAAAUGCCACACCCAGCCCAGCAUUGGCUUGUUCUACAGCAGCACCCUCCGCGAACAACCCGGCGAACAAGCCGGCGAGGUCAAGACUCAAGUCCGGUGGUACAACACCUACGUCGACGAGGAGCGAUAAUACGGCUACUCCGAGUAGAUCACCCAUUUCAGAUCAUCUUCCGACUGGCCCGGGUGGGCCACAUUCAACAUCAUCACAGCUGCUGCCGAGGAGUAGUGAUAGGGAGACAGGAUCGGGCAAGUCAACACCUGCGUGUAUUGGUGCAGGGGUGGAGGAAGAAUGGGAAGCCAAACUGUGGUCAGGCUUGUAUGCUCAGGCCAAGGCGUUGGCGAGAGUUUUAGCGCCAAGUCUGACAAAGUGUCGUGUGGGACAGCAGCAUGAUACUGAUCAUCAUCAUGCGGCAGAGGCGCGGCAGGGUAGACAGAGUGGCGUUGUGAGCGAUGAUGAUGGCUAA